Papaver somniferum (opium poppy) is the source of this 3957-nucleotide messenger RNA. RefSeq lists its product as uncharacterized. The record is from RefSeq and is a predicted model, not a curated record. NCBI's taxonomy places the organism in Eukaryota, Viridiplantae, Streptophyta, Magnoliopsida, Ranunculales, Papaveraceae. Bases 612 to 3875 code for a protein of 1087 amino acids. Gene Ontology annotation, molecular function: transposase activity; DNA binding; zinc ion binding. Gene Ontology annotation, biological process: DNA transposition. The transcript is spliced from 7 exons.
AAUCCCGAUUCAAGAAACUGCCACCGUUUUUUUCAGAGUUUAUUUAAUGCCACAACCGUUAGCACUAACGUCUUGGACCCACAUGAUUGGUCAAACUUUUUUGACUUUGUCCAGAUUACUUACACGUGUCUUAUGUGGACGGCUCAAGAUGUCGAGCAUGAGAUUAUUACACGUAGCACAGGCUAAAUGACUAUUUUAUCCUUCGUGGGAUUGAAAACAGUUUGCAACUUUGUAUCGUUUCAUUUUUUUUCUAGGGUUUGCUCGUUCUCUCUGUCCGCUCUGUUCUCUAGUGGAAGAAAUUAGGGUUUGGGUCAGUUUUCAGCGGGAUUUUGCUUAGGUUUAGUGUCUGAGUAAAGGGUUGGGGAGCGAUCGAGAUUCAGAAAAAGAAGGGGAAGGACAAGCAGCAGAUAUGGUAUGAUUGCAAACCCUAAUUUCGUUUUUCUGAGUUGAAUUAGGGGUUUUCUCUUAGGUUUUUGUUUCUCUUUCUUGUACUUUUUUUCUCUUGCUCUAUGUCCGCUCUGUUCUCUAGUGGAAGAAAUUAGGGUUUGGGUCAGUUUUCAGCGGGAUUUUGCUUAGGUUUAGUGUCUGAGUAAAGGGUUGGGGAGCUGAAGAUGAAGAAGAAUAAGGGGAAGCACAAGCAGCGGAUAUGUGACCAUACAUAUUAUCCAUAUAGAGAUAUCAGUGUGUUUGUUGUGAAUAGUAAACUUAAUUUGCUAUUCCCUCACAUGGAUAGAGAUAGAAUUGACCUUAAGGAAUUUGAGAAGAUGUUGCGUGUUAAGUUGCAUCUUGAUGAAACAGAAAUUCCAAAUUUAUAUUGGACCAUAGACCCAUGUCUGCCUGAGUAUUUGGUUACAAAUGAAGACUUGUUUAAGUUUUGGGAGCAUGCUGUACCUGAUGAUAAAGGGUUCAUAUGUUUACAAAUGAGUGUAAUGAAUUCAGAAUUUAGGAAUGACAAUGACUUCAUUAAGGAUGCAAUGGAACAACCAGUAGUAACAAUUGAUGAGACUCCUAAGAAGGCACCUAAGAGGAUUGCUAAGAAGCCAGUUUCAAAGGAAAAGUCAGUAAAGAUAUCACCUACAAGGAGAUCACCAAGGUUGCAUGCUCAAUCAAAGAAUGAAAACUCAAAUGGAGGAGCAUCUAGGAAGUUGUUGUUCAUGGAUCUGUUAAAUGAAGUGGAAUCUCAGGGUUUUUCUUGCCUAAGUCAAGCCACUGUUGUUGGUUCUAGCAGUACACCAGUUGAUAGCUUUAAUCAUGAUUACUGGGUUGAUGAAGUAAACAACACUGCUGCAGGGGAUAACACUGAUGCAGGGGAUAAGACUGAUGCAGGGGAUAAGGCUAAUGCAGGGGAUAAGACUGAUACAGGGGAUAAGACUGAUGCAGGGGAUAAGGCUAAUGCAGGGGAUAAGACUGAUACAGGGGAUAAGACUGAUGCAGGGGACAAUAGUGAUGGUGAUGAUGAGGACAAUGUGGUGCUAGAGAACACUACUGUAGAUGAAUGUCACCCCAUUGAAGACCCAAAUGCUCCACCAAUCUUUGACAGUGAUGAAGAAAAUGAUAUUGAUUAUGAAGAUAUUGUCAAGACAUACAAAGUUGGAGAUGAAAGCAGUGAUUCAAGCAGUAGUGAAGAAGACAAUGAAGAAGUUUCUAAUGAUGACAAGAAUAAUGAUAAGGAUAAUGAUGGUCCUGAAGUAAAUGAUGAUAAAUAUUCCAAACCAAAGCUUGAUUACCAGAAGUGGAAAGAAAUGUUCAAUAUGCACAGUGAUGAAGAAGAAGAACCAUUAUUCCCUGUAGAAGAAGAGGUGACUCCUGUUGAUCCUACUAAGAUGGAGGUAAAGUAUGCUUUUAAUAACAAGAGUGCUUAUAAGAAACAUCUUAGGGGUUACUGUGUAAAACAUAAUUAUCAGUAUACGGUCUAUAAGAGUGACAAAACAAGAUUAAGAGUGAGAUGUAGGUUUAGGGAAGAGUAUGGCUGUAACUGGUUUGUAAAUGCUAGCAUAAAAAGGCAUGAGCCUACUUUUAUUGUUAGGAAGGUUAAUCUAGAACACACUUGUGUUGCGGAUCCAAAGAGUUUUAACAGAUCCGCGGAUCCUGAGUUCGUAAAAGAUGUGGUACAUGAGAAGUUAAAGCAGACAGCUGGGGCCUUAAUUCCAAAGCCUAAACACAUUGCAAGAGACUUUUUUGUAACUCAUAACAUCAAUAUACCUUAUAUUUGUGCAUGGAAGGCUAGAAAUCUUCUUUUAGAAGAUCUGUUUGGUAAUUAUGAAGACAGCUACAAGGAUGUACCCAUCUUUUGUGCAAUGGUGGCUCAUACUAAUCCAGGGUCUGUUGCUAAAUACACUUAUGGGAAAAGAGAUAAGACAUUCAUGAGCAUGACUAUUUCAUUUGCUGCACCAAUGAGAGGAUUUCAGAAAGCUUGCAGGGGAGUCAUAGGUUUAGAUGCAUGCCAUCUAACUGGAAAGCGUGGUGGUGUUCUAAUGGCUGCAACAGCAAUUGAUGGUCAGAAUUCUCUGGUGCCUUUAGGCAUUAAGGUGGCUAAGAGUGAAACCAAGGAGAGCUGGACUGGGUUCCUCAAGGAUUUGGCUCCAGCAAUCAAUGCACAUCAUGCUGGCAGAAUUACCUUUAUUUCUGAUAGGCAAAAAGGGUUGUUGGAAUCUGUUCCAAAGGUUUUCCCUGGUGCAAGAGUUAGAUAUUGCUUCAGGCACUUGUACAAGAACUUCAAGAAGUACCACAAGGCACCAACCUUGCACAACUUAUUGUGGAAUGCAUGCAAAGCUUACAAAGUGAGGCAUUUUCAGGAGCACUUUGACAACAUAUGCAAAGAAAGUCCGGCUGCUGGUGAAUAUCUUAGGAAAGAAGAUCCAAGUACUUGGUCUAGGGCUUAUUUUGAUCCCAUUAGCUGUUGUGAGCAUAUGAAUAACAAUUUCUCAAAAUCAUUUAAUUAUAUGAGUUCUAAUAUGAGAGAUAAACCAAUAAUCCAACUAGGCAUGAUGUAUGGUCAGUUAGUAAUGGGUUUGUUAUUUAAGAGAAGGGAAGAAUCUGCUAAGUGGAAUCAAAAUGAUUUGGUCCCUGCUGCUGUUAAGUUGAUAAAUAAGAUGCUUGACUUGGUUGGGAAGUUUGAUACAGAAGGAAGUGUGGUUGGACAGGUUUAUUUGGUAACUAAUGUGUCUACCAAGAAAAUUUUCACAGUGAACAUUGUAGACAAACAAUGCACUUGUUUGCAAUGGCAGCUAAGGGGAUUCCCUUGUCAACAUGCUGUAUGUGCAUUGAAACUGCUCAGGCCAAACUGGAAAGAUUAUUGUGCUCCUUACUACUCUGUGGAAUAUUAUAGGACCAUAUAUGCAGAUGCUGUAAAUCCACUAGAAGACAUAAGUGAAUGGAACUGGGAAGAUAAGGCAUCCAUGGACAUCAACUUAAAGCCUCCUCCUUAUCAAAGAAAAACUGGAAGACCAGCAAAGAAGAGGAAGAGGAGCUAUGAUGAACCUGAAACUGUGGUGAAGAAAAGGAAAUGUGGAAAGUGUGGAUCUACUGCUGGUCAUAAUAAGAGAACCUGUGCUGGUGGUGAUGUUGGUAAAAACCCAACUGGAUUCAUGCCAAGAACCGAGUAUGAUGCUGCAAACUGCACCUUCACUAGUAGAGAUCAUCCUGAAAGUAGCAGUGCAAGGGGUAAAGCAAAGGUGAACAAAUCCAGAGGUACAUCUUCAUUUGUUGGUGAGUCAACAGGACCUAAAAACUUUGGAAGAGCACCAACAGAACCUAGCACCCAUGGAUCUACACAAGAUGUUCUGAAUUUCAGUCAGAACUUUACUGGUAUUGGAUCUGUUAGUCAACAUAUUCCUGUCACAAAGGGAAAGCAAAGCAAGGCUAAGAAGAAGUAGAAGUGUGUGUGUGCUUCUUGUUGUGUUAGAUCUUUUUUUUUUGCUUUAGACACUGAUAUCAUAGUGUUAGAUCUGUUUUUUU